Messenger RNA from Bacillus rossius redtenbacheri, 4520 nucleotides. RefSeq lists its product as uncharacterized. Gene Ontology annotation, molecular function: protein binding. Gene Ontology annotation, biological process: signal transduction. NCBI's taxonomy places the organism in Eukaryota, Metazoa, Arthropoda, Insecta, Phasmatodea, Bacillidae. The transcript has 5 exons. The record is from RefSeq and is a predicted model, not a curated record. The coding region runs from base 134 to 883 and encodes 249 amino acids.
AAAAUAUGUGCAAUACACUAACGUGCCGAACGUAUAUGUUAUAUAUUUUUAUUGUUGUAAUGACGUAGAUCGCAUGACUAAUGUUUGGUAAUUAUUGUUUUGGGCCGAGGACGUGACGUGCUAGCUGGCCGCCAUGGCGUCGGCAUCCCUGACUGCGAGGUUCGCCGGCCUGGAGGUGGACGCGGUCCCGGAUGCGCCCCGGGACGUGGUCCCCCAGGAGGAGAAGAAGGAGGCGGGGUGCGCCCCCUCCGUCGUGUCCCUGCACGGCGCCGAGGGCACGACCGUCACCGAGGCGCCGGCGAGUGAAGAGGCGCCGGAGAGAGCCAAGGUCAGGCGCUCGUCCAGCAGGCAGGGGCAGAACUUCGACAUGGGCAGGCAGUUGCCGCCCCUGCAGCUCCCGUUCCCGGUGCGUCCCGUUGGCUCGGGAGGGGGGAACGUUGUGCUUGUGAACCAGUCAAACGGGGUCCAAGUGGGAGACACGGUCGUGUACAACUCGACCAACGUUACAUCGCCCUCCGGCAAGAAGUUCACUGGCUGGGGCUCCAAACCCAAAAAAAUUGACGCAGAGGAAAAGUGCCUUGAAGAUCUGCGCGCGGUGAGCGACCGUGUCACCACGGACGACAUCAGUGCCAUCAGCGCCCACGUCGGGGUCAACUGGAAGGUGCUGGGGCGCCGGCUCAGGUACACGGACGGCCAGCUGGACCAGUUCUACCUCAACUUCGAGAAGCUGCAGAUGAAGGAGGUGGUGUACCAGAUGCUGCUCGACUGGAAGCGCACGAGGACCAGCAAGGCGACCGUCAAGUCUCUCGCCAAGCACCUGUACAAGUCCAGCGAAGUGGACGCCAUGAUGGAGCUGCACAAGACAAGAUUCGACGAGCCCUGACCCCUGCCUCCACUGCAGCGGGAAGGGAAGGACGGCAUUCUGUGUAGAGUGGAACUCUUGGGCAACACUUCCUGUUCUGAUGGCGGUAAAUCCACAGCCCAAGCAUGAGAAAUUACAGCUUGUUUUAUUGACAUCGGAUCUUGUCUGGCAGUGAAAAUGUUAAUGUCAUAUGAAAUAAUGUGUUUUAAAGUUGUAAUAGUUAAGUUUUACAUGGAAAAAAAAAAGUCACUUUACUGCCAUUUUUAUUUUUGGUACACAAAAUUUAUGCUGAUUAUUUUAAAUGGAACAUGUUACAUGUUUUUUAAGCACUUUGGAUGUUGGCAUAAAUAAUUGCUAAUGAGUAGCUUCAUUUGUGCCCUACUUCUAUAUCCACUCUAUGGUAUUCUGACUGUGAACUGUGAUAAGUGUGUGGUACAUCAGUGUGAAGGUACUGUGGUGCUAUAUUGUAGUAAUGUAACACUGCAUUUAUACAUCACAAACUCAAAUAGUGCACAUUUAAAAUUGUUAUAUGUCAGGUGUAAAUUUAGUCAUAUUUUUUAUAUACAGUUUUAAUAGUUUUUUUCCCCUGGAAUUUAAGCCAGUGUUAACGAGAGAUGUACUGAUGAUAAUGUUACAUGAAUCAAGUUUACAUAGUAUAGUAGUUGAAUAAUUGUUGAAAAGUUGUAUAUAUUUUUAAGGGUUUUGCUGACCUGCGCAAGUGCUCUAGGGUGUUUGGAUACACAUUUGUUUCUUAGGAAACUACUAAAAGGAUUCAGUUUUCGCAAAAAAAUAAAAAUAAUCUUGACACUAUGUAAAUCGGAUGCCAGGUGGCGUGAAGGUUGAACUGCCAGGCUCGCCACCACACGGCAUGUUGUGCUGCAUUUACACGCCAUUAUUGCAUACCUCGGGUCAUUUCCACGAAGGUCGCACUACCGCGUUGGCUUCCUUCCUAGCCACCCUAAAACUAGCUGAACAUUAAUAUUGUAAUAAUAAUAAUAAUAAGUAACAAAAAAAAUUCUAAAAAUUUUUCAAUCAGAACUCACUGAAGUGGUUUAGAUAAAGUACAUAUUACUGAAUUUACUUGAACAUAAUGUUACUCUGAAUAUAAUGCGACCCAAAAAAUUUGAUUAUGAUAAAAUAUCCUUUAUAAAAUAUUACAGUUACAUAUUUUUUUAUAGUGGUGAAAAUUGUUGUACACUUAGAAACAAACAACCCUACAUCUACACUUUCAUUUACCCGACUCAUCUCUUAUUCAUACUUUCUGUUUGUCUAGGAAAUUCACCACUUAAGACUUAUUAGCAAUUUAAUUAAUACAAAAAAAAUUAACCCAGCAUUUUUGCUGUAGAUUUUCUCAUCGCACAGACGAAAGGUGUACAGUACAAUCCCGCCGAUGCGACCCCCCUCUGAUGCGUCCAUUCCGUUUAUACGACCGUUUUUUGAGAAACCGUGAAAAAUUUGAGCAGAGUAAGUCGAAAAUUUGAGUAAAAUCGGCUGAAAAACAAGUCUGUUACACUUUGUUGGGGGCUGUGUGUUCACGUUUAUCUUGGCGGGAGCUGUACUGUAAGCAGGCAGGCAUACAAAAGACGGCUAAAAAUAGAUACCACCCCUCUAGACUGUCACGCGGCAGUGUCUAGACGAGCUCGGCGCCACCACUAUCGCACGAAAAGCCAUCUCAGUUGUCAUGUUAUCUUACCCGCCCGGCUGCUUGACGUCAUACGUGACGUGACGCGACGCUUACCUCUCCCAUCCCCUGCUAAUUAUUCAAGGCUCAUCCCUCCCAGAGCCACAAAUCAUAUAAAAACACCCUCCCCCCCUUUUCCAACUAACGUUUCAACAAAUUCCCUCCCAUAUUUCAACCUUCUGCGUGAGAAACUGUCAACAUCCUCCUCCCCUCCCACACUGCGUGCGACAAAAGCCAGAUUGUAUAGUCCAUUCUCGGUAAAAUAAAUAUUUUUAUGGGCUUGUACAACUGUCCUUCGCCGUUAAUAAAUACUUUAUAAGUUUAAGUUAUUAUGAUACAAUUUGUUUAUUAGUCACACAGCAGUUUCUGCUGAAAAAUCACUAAUACCUCGAAUUUUAUUGAAUAGAAAAAUUUAGCAGGGCCGUAAAUAUAUUUAUUUUACUGUAUAGUUACUUUUCCAUCUGCAUUCCGUGUUUUUUUCUUUUUUUUUAACGCUGUGAAGGGACGUGGAAAAGAUAAUGGCUUGAGCUGUCAAAAUAAACAUCGCUGACGGCAACGGCGGGAGCGCAUCCUGUCGGUCUGUCGCUGUGAUUAUCUACUCCAAAAACAUGUCACAGCAUUUCAGGAUAGCAUUGUUCUUAUAUCUUUCAUUUAUAGCCGAAUGUUUUCUACCUGAUCCACACAAGUUCCUUCGCCACGUUUUGAACGAAAAUAACCACCAGCCGGCCAGCAUAGCCGAACUCGCGUGACGCGAAUUCAUUUAGCGCGAGUAUUUUAUGUACUUGGAUUUUUUUUUUUGGGGGGGGGGGGGGGGGGGGGGGAAUUGGCCUGAAGAAUUCUCUAUUGCGACCAUUCCGUUUAUAAGUCCGUUUUUCCGGGAACCGUGAGGGGUCGCAUCAGCGGGAUUCUACUGUAAUAAAAUAGCAGACUUGUAUCCAGACCAAUAUGGUAGGUAGGUAGGUAGACAUUGUAUUAGCAAUAGUCAUAUAAUCAGAUACAUGUUAAAGCAACAGCCUUUAAUCCGUCUCAUGUGGGACCACAUCUGAUAAGCAAUUCUUUCAGAUUAUUGAAUUUCAAUAUUUUCAAUGCAUAAAUAAUUAACAGCUCAGAAACUUUUCGCAACAAAUGUAUGCGUUCGGACUUAGAGAUGGACAAAGUAAUAGUAAAUUUAGGUGGAGAGGAAAUCGAACUUGCCGAGUCUAGUAAAAAGUGUAAGCCAACAAACUCGUUUCCCGUUAUUCUGUAGAGUGUGAGGCAAACAUGCCGUCACGCUCUCGGGUUAGGCCCUUCUUUCUCGGCUGCAUUCCAGACAUUCCAGUAGCAGGGAAAGGUCAAUGAUUGUGCCUUGUGAAAUACAUUGUUUAUAUAUUUUUAUAGUGAUGUGUGCAUUUUACUGUGACAUUUUAACCGAUGUAAAUGAUAUUGCAGGCAGGAUGUCAGUUGAAGUUGGUGUUGGCCAGUUGGUGGCCUGCAGACAUGUUCUAGCCAGCGGCAAUGUGUUGUGUGGUCAGCACAAACAUUACCGUUAUUUGGCCUCCAGACUCUACUUUGUGAUAUUUUAACUUGUUACGAAGUUGAAAACCAUUGGAUCAUGUAAAAUAUUGUAAAGUGUGUUGCUCAACUGAAGCAAACGAAUAUCGCAAUUCAGUAAACAUUAACUGACGGUUGCUGUUGGUGGAUACACAAGUGUGUGCAACGUGACAGCGGCACACUACCUACUUGUUUUGAAAUUUAAGAUUUUUUUUAUAAAUAAAGCUGUGAAAAAUGCUUAUAAAUCAUAUGGCCUACUAAUUAUACAUAGUAGCUAGUGUUAUCUUGCUCGUAAAAAUACUGAGUUGGCCAUCAGUGGAGUAAUAUUUAUUCCCGAUGCAAGUUGGUGUGCUGAAGCAUGAUACUGUACAAUGUAAUUCUUGAUGUAAAGCUUUAUGUAUUGUAAAAAAUUUCCAACCAUGUCAUUCCUUAAACAUGAAAACCACA